Messenger RNA from Diabrotica virgifera virgifera (western corn rootworm), 14329 nucleotides. RefSeq names its product transmembrane protein 87A. Gene Ontology annotation, cellular component: membrane; Golgi apparatus. The transcript has 4 exons. Bases 103 to 1629 code for a protein of 508 amino acids. NCBI's taxonomy places the organism in Eukaryota, Metazoa, Arthropoda, Insecta, Coleoptera, Chrysomelidae. Gene Ontology annotation, biological process: retrograde transport, endosome to Golgi. The record is from RefSeq and is a predicted model, not a curated record.
GUCAAUACGUUGGGAAGGGGUUAAGGGGAAGUAGACGUUGACGUUUCUAAUGUGUGAUGGUAAAUUAUUUUUAAAUUAUUGGAAUUGAUAAAAAAUUACAAAAUGUUGAAGAAUUCAAUUUCUUCGUUGAUUUGUAUAAUUUGGUUUGUGGCCACAGUAAAUGCUUUUCCAAAUGAGGGCAAAUGGAACGAGAAUUUAACAUCGGUGGCUAGUAGUUUAUAUCUAUCAAAAAGUUUAUAUAAAGGGGCGGAAAUAAUAGUAGGAAUUAAUUGUGAUUCAAAAGUUCAUGAUUCCAAAAUUGACAUAACCCUAGCUAUUAUACAGUCAGCCUGUUGGGAUAUAAGAGAUGCUCUCUCAGAAAUUAGACAGGAAAUAUCUUCUCCCAAUCCUGAAUUUAAGAAUUCUUCGAAAAUAUAUCAUACCAGUGCAAAAUACGACUGCAAUGACAACAUUUUCCUUAGAGAAAAUCCAGCUACGCCAUCAGUACAAGAAAAGCACAGUGUCAAACAACCAAUUCAUACAGUAACUCAUGAUGGUGUCUAUGUACUAGCUUUAAAAGUUAGUAGUCCAAACAUGUCCGAAUAUAGUGUUGAAGUUCAAAUUGAAAUGAAAAACGAUUAUGGGUAUCUUUCAGCUGCUGAGUGGCCCCUAUUACCAUUUUAUGGUUUUAUGUGUAUUUAUUAUGUAAUAUUGGGCUUAAUAUGGCUUAGUUUAUCGUUUUUGCAGUGGAGAGAUCUUUUAAGAGUUCAGUUCUGGAUUGGAGGCGUAAUUUUAUUGGGAAUGUUGGAAAAGGCAACUUUUUAUGCAGAAUACCAAAACAUUAAUAACACAGGAAUGAGAGUUGAAGGAGCAAUGAUAUUUGCUGAAUGGAUAUCUUGUGCUAAAAGAACUUUAGCUCGUAUUCUUGUAGUGAUAGUUAGUUUAGGUUUUGGUAUUGUUAAACCUAGAUUAGGAGCUACAUUACAUAGAGUCGUAGGAGUUGGCCUUCUUUACUUCUUUUUAGCUGCCUCUGAAGCCUAUUUAAGAAUAACCAAAGAAAAAAGUAAUCCCAGCAAAGAUAUUUUAGUAGCAUCUGUGCCACUUGCUGUGUUGGAUUCUGCCAUCUGCUGGUGGAUAUUUUCAGCAUUAGUUAACACUACCAGAACUUUGAGAUUAAGGCGAAAUGAAACUAAACUAAGUCUUUACCGCCACUUUACUAACACUUUGAUCUUUUCUGUAUUGGCUUCAGUGUUCUUCAUGCUAUAUUGUAUAAAAGUUCACCAUUUUGUCGAUUGUUUGGUUGUGUGGAAAGAUAUUUGGGUAGAGGAAGCAUAUUGGCAUAUUCUCUUUUCGUUGUUAUUAUUGGUCAUAAUGAUCUUAUGGAGGCCAACAAAUAAUAAUCAAAGAUAUGCUUUUGUUCCUCUUUUGGAUACUGGUGAUGAUGCCGAUGAGGAAGAACAGCUUGUAAAUGAUGCUUAUGGGGUAAAAGUCCGGGUACAUCACCCUAAAAAUAAUUCGACUCAAAGAACUACGAUAGAUGAUGAUCUCAAGUGGUUGGAAGAAAAUGUCAAAAGUGAUCCUGCACUUCCUAUUUUAGAUUCAGAUGAAGAACUAGUGAAUACUAGGUUUGAAGUGUCGAAAAUGCAGUAAACAUUUUGCCAUAAUUGUACUUAUUUAUAUUUUAAAUAUUCCUUAAAGCAUUGUGCAAGUGAAAGUGAAAAGACUGAAGUUUGUUUUACUUAAAACGACUUAAAGAUGUAAGUGAGAGCAGGAUCGUGUAAAUAGAGAUGUGUUUUAUUGUGAAGAAAGUAAAUCAUUGGUUAUGUCUCCAGUCAGUAUUUUAGGUUCUGCUAGGUUAAGUAUUUAAAUCUAAUUUUUGGGCACAUACUUUAGCCUAUUUAUUCACAAAUUAUACCUAGCUUCAGAAUUUCUCUGUGUUCUGAAGAUUAAAUAAUAUCUCUUCAUAGAUCUACACCAUUGUAUCAGACAUGUGCAUAUAAUUCAUAAAAAAUAUAAGUUAUUUCCAACUCAACUCUUCAUAAAAUUUGUUGUGUGCCAAAAUAACAGAUCAGAUAAAAUCUAAAUCAUUUGGCAACUUAUAUUUACUACUUAGUUUUGCUAAUACCAGCCACAAUUUUCAGAGACAUGGAUAAAAGUAACAUUAGUUUGUGAUAUUAAAAAAGUAUUCUGGUGCUUUGACCUUCCAUGAUAAAUUCUGGGAUCUGAGGAUAUAGCCUUUUUGUGGACUUUCUACACUGAUGCCAGGUAGGAAUUAGAACUUAGAUGGUUCAAAUUAGAGGGACGCGAUAUUGCGUAUCUAAAAGGCAUCAAUCUCCUAUCUUUGCUGACUACAGAUGAUCCCAAACCCCUUUUUCAGUGCGUCAUUAAUUUUGGCGUCAUAUAUGAUUUCAGACAUGUCGAGAAUCGUUGCAUGACAUUUUAGUUAAAUCUGACAAUUGUCAGAUUUAUAUUUAUGUUUAUAUAGGGUGUCCCAAAAGUAGCGGAAUGGUCGAAUAUUUCUCGAAAUAAACAUCGUAUCGAAAAAGUGAAAAAUACUUAUUCAAUUAUUUUCAAAAAUCUAUCGAAUGACACUAACCACGACCCCCCACUUCACCCCCUAGAGGAGGGGUGGGGGUAAAUUUGAAAUCUUAAAUAGAUUUGGAUCCCAUACGUAAAAGUAGGCAACUUUUAUUCGAGACCUUUAUUUAAGUGUGGAUGGAUGGCGCUAUAAUAAAAAACUAUUUAUCCUGAUACCAUAGGUAAAUUACUCGAUUUUAUUCCACAUCCCUAAGUCGCUUAAGAUUAAACCAUGGCAAUUUUCCUGCACAUUUCGCUAAGGCGGGUUCUCAUUAGUCAAUCUCAUUGAUCAAUAUCCUUGAUUCUAUGCUAUAGAAGAAAAAUAGAUUUAUAUGAACGUCGAUUCAGCGAUAUUGUUCUAUCAUAUGGUGUUUCAAUAAAAGUGAAAAGCCUUCCUACUUUUGAUAGAUCAAUGGAAAUGAUUAUAUCAAAUAGAACAAUGGUUGACAGUGAGAACUAGCGUUCAGUUACGUUGACGUGUAUUUUGUGGAGUUAAAUAGUAAGCAUAAUAUGAGAUGAGGUUAAGUUCUUUGUGAAAACCAUAGACAUAUUAUAAUUUCGUGAACAAUAUCACAUUUUAAAUGGAGAGACAACCAUAUCUGCAAGUUUCUUUAACUAUACCAGAAAGAGGAGCGCUAUGGAUAAUUAGGAGUGAACAAUAUAAAAAUAUAAUAAAGCGGGAAAAAAGCUAUGAAGCUAAUCGUUUUGGAAUGGAAAUAGAAAUCCUGACUCUAAACGAUAUUAAAAAUAAAAUUAAAAGUAUCCGGACAACCUACAAAGUUGAACUGAAUAAAAUAUUAAAAGCAAAUAAAAGUGGUACAGGAACAGAUGAUCUGUAUAAACAUAAACCACCAUAAACCAAAACGUUUAAGAGGUGUUUCCGUUGCAAAAGAGAGUCAGAGAUGUUCUUGUUUUCCUAUUUUUAAGUACGUUUUUUUAAAUAUUCACACCCAAUGCGAACGCCAGCAUGCACAAUUUUCUUCGUUACAGCCAUUAUUAAAGUUAGCACUUUGUAGACCGAAUUCAAUAUCCUUGAAAUAGUGUGAAUUUGAAUUAUAUGUUCAGUUGCAUAGAAUCAACGCUAUUGAUCAAUGAGGUUGACUAAUGAGAACCCGCCUUAAAUAGGAAUGCGUAUCAACUCUCUAUGUUCAUGUGAUAACUACUCUACUGCAGAUUUAAAUCAUAUAAUCUUUAAUUUUGAACUUAAUAAAUACCAUACGAAAGCACUAUUUGCUAGACUUCAGGAUCAGAAUGUAAGUUUACCGCUGAAUAUUUCACACCUACUAAGCUUCAACACCAAAACUAUUAAUGAUAUUAUCAUACAAUUUCUUAAAGAUUCUAAAAUAAAAAUUUAAUAUGACAUCUUCAAUCUUCAACUUCUGUGGCAAAAACAAGGGCGGAUCCAGGGAGGGGGCCAUGGCCCCCUCCGAGAAUUUAGAAUAAUAUAAAUUUAAAUAUUUGCAGUUCAAAUGUUUUUAAUUUCAAACACAUAUAUAUGUACAAAACAGGGGAGAAAUUCGUUUUCUGGACAAGAAUUGAAAAAAAGAAGUAACUGAGAAGCUGCAAGAAUGACUUUUGGGUUUUUUAUAAAUCAAAAUGUUGAUAAUUUUACAGAGUGCCAAUUGUUAGAACGAUCUUGACAGCCAUCAAAAUCGUAUAAAUUUCCAUAUUCUAUACACACAAAGAAUAAAAAAGAAGUGAAGCGUUACUUGGGUCACUAGCACUUAGAACAAAGGAGUUGGUUGGUAUUUUCGCACAGUCAAAAGGAAUUGUUUUACAAAUAUUGCGUUUCAUUUUUGUAACGAAAAAUAUGGUCACAAUAACGGGAUGACAGCCCAAAGCCUUGUCACGAAACCUUUAACAUCUUUCGCCAAACUCAUGAGCAAAGACGGAGUCAUAUAAACCCAUGAAAAAACAUCAUACCACAAGGAGUGCGUUCAGGUUGAGCUGGAUUUUCUAAAAAGUUAUCGCAACCUUCAAAAGUCAGUCAUUAACCAGAUAGACUCUCAGAGGUCUAAACAGAAACAAAAAAUAAAGAAAGACUACGACCAAUAGUAGGGUCUAUAGUGUUCUUAGGUCGACAAAAUAUUCCUCUAAGAGACCAUCGUGAUGAUGGCCUUAUGCUUCUGGACGAAAAUGCUGGACCUAGGAAUGAGGGGAAUUGCUGUGGUCAAAAAUUAUCGAUUUUUCGUUUUUAAUGCCAAUAUGUACAUUGAGCGAUGAAGAAUGUAACCAGUAGAUAAUAAAAUUGUUUCCGAUAUGUCCACUAUUACAACAACACCGCGAACUUUUAAACUCAUCUGCUGCAAAAUCACGUUUUUGACAUAUCGGGUUUUGCCUUAGCACCACAGUGUUAAGGUUUAAAAUCGCAUCAGGAGAUAAGACUCUUAAAUAACACCUAUCCACAGCAUCUUCCUGAGCAACAUGCAUUAGUAGCAGCAAUGUUGUGGUGAAGAAAUAAUUGAACAAAUAAUAUUUGACGAAACGACUGACGUAUCCCACGUGGAACAGCUUUCUCUAAAUUUGGGAUACAUACACAAUAACAACAUUCAUGAAGACUUUGUCAAAUUCAUUGACGCUUAUGAGAACCUAAAAAUAAUUAGUGAAAAUCAAGAAAGAGGUAAAUAACAAGGCCUGGCAGGAGAAGCAUUGGAAAAAAUAGUAUUAAACUUGUUGAAAGAACUGCACUUGGAUCCGAAGAAAUGUGUAGGAAUCGGUACUAUGGCAGGAAUGGUGAGUUUUAAGGCACUUCUCAAAGUGUGUGAAAGGUGACUUAAAACUUUUAAUUUUUAAAAAUUACCCCCCGUACUUCUGGUACUCCUUCCCAAAAAAAGUUUAUGGCCCCUCCCGAAAAUCGGGCCUGGAUCCGCCCCUGGGCAAAAAGUUCAUUUAAUGCCAUCCCCUCUUUGUGAACACACACACACAUAGGUAAAUUAUAGAAACUGUCUAAUAUCUCGAGAAAUACACUUCCAAAUGAAAAACUAAAAAAUACAUGUUUAAAAUAUUUUUUAAAAACCUAUCAAAUUACACCAAACACGACCCCCCACUCUACCCUGAAAGUGGGUUGGGGGUUAACUCUAAAAUCGUAAAUAGCAACCCCCAUUUUUUAUUGCAGAUUUGGCUUCAUCGUGAAAAAUUAAGCAACAUUUAUUCGAAAUAUUUUUUAGAAUUGUUGAUAGAUGGCGCUAAUAUAACCUAUUUUUCCAAUUAUAGCGCCAUCUAUCAACAAUUCUAAAAAAUGUUUCGGAUAAAUAUUUAUUUAGUGCUUAUUUUUUCAUGAGGAAUCCAAAUCUGCAAUAAAAAAUGAAGGUUGCUAUUUAAAAUUUUAAAGUUACCCCCCACCCCACCUCUAUGAGGUGGGGUGGAGGAUUCUGUUUGGUGUUACUCAAUAGGUCUUUAAAAAAUAUUAAACACGUGUUUUUUGGUUUUUCAUUUGAAGGUGUAUUUCUCGAGAUAUUAGACCGUUUCUCUAAUUCACCUAUGGCAUCACAAUAAAUCGUUUUUUUUUUUCGAUUAUAGCGCCAUCUAUCCGCAAUUCGAAAAAAUGAUUCGAAUAAAAGUUACUUACUUUUACAUAAGGAAUCCAAGUCUGCAAUAAAAACUAGGGCUUUCUAUUUAAGAUUUCAAAGUUAACCCACCCCCCACCUCCAGGGGGUGGAGUGGGGGAUCGUGUUUGUUGUCAUUGGAUAGAUUUUAAAAAAUUAUUGAAUACGUGUUUUUCAGUUUUUCGAUCCGAUGUUUAGUUCACGAAAUAUUCGACCGUAUUAAUAUUUAAAAUAUUUUAAGGAAAAAAUAAAUAAAUAUAGAAUAAAGUUUCACUAUACAAUGUCGUAAUAUACUAAUGACAUAAAAUAUUUAUAUUUACGUCGUUGACAAAUUUCUAACCUAGAAUUACAAUUGUCAUGUAUAGACCAUAGAUAUAUAAUACUCUAGAUUGCGCCCUGCCAUCUUAAAAUGGGUGACGAUUGCGACAGAGAUAAAUGAGCCUAUUUGGUCGGUAGUCUCUUUCUAAUUCAAGGGGAGUAUCGACGACGUCACUAUCCUACUCUAUCCAGUAUUAUUUAAAUGUUUUUGACAGUUCGAGCGGGUGGCGACGAGAACUGGUCUUUGGUCUUUGGACAUGGAUAAUCGGGGUUCGAAUCCCAUACCAAAAUCUAUGCAAAGAAAUACAUAGCAAAUAAGAAAAACUCGGUAGGUACCUAUAAAUUUUUAAAAAUAUAAAAGCCAAUGUUAUUUUUUUAAUAAGUUAAUGGUAGAAUAUAUAAAGUAAUUGUUAAAUAUUCAUACAAAUUACCAAUAAUUAAUAUUAACAUAAUGUACCAUCGAUUUAUUAUAAUUAGACAUUAUUUUUAUUUAUGAAACUGUUGUUACAAUUUUUUGAAAAGGUAGAAGCAAAACAAACAUAAUUCAUAUCAUUCGAAUAAGGCCGAAUUUAUAUUAAUAGCGAACUACUUUUAUUUUACUAUGCAGUUCACAAAUUAAUAUUGUAAGGAUAAGUGAACUUAUAGUGAAGUGGAAUUUAUUUUUUUCGGUGAGAAAUAUCUAAAUCUUGUAAUGUUUAUAUAAUUUUUGUGUUUUAAUUUUAUUUGUCCGUAGAAAGAAUGACUUGUCCUAUGCGUUGUAUAAUAUGUCUCAAAGGAUGAACCUAUUUAAAUAUUUUUUUGUAUUAUUUUUAUUACAAAAGAAAUAAAAGUACAAUUCUACUGUUAACGUAUUUUGUUUACAGUAGAAAGUUUUUAUUAAUUAUUAAUGUGAGGAUUAUACUAAAUCGAAACCACAAAAUGCUAAUAUUGAUUGGUAAUUAUUAUAUUAUGUACUAUGAGUAUAAUUUAACAAUAUUCCAAUAUUAACUUAGUAUAUGUAUUCCAAUAUUAACUUACUAUACAUACAUUUAUUAUCUGCUAGAUUUACUUAGGUCCAUUUUCCAGAUGUAAAAAUAUGUAAUAAACGCAAUAUUGAUUAAAUUAAAAAUAAAAAAAGUAAAGUAGUAUGGGAUUCGAACCACGAUUAUCCACGUUCUGAACCAAAGACCAUUUCUCGUCACCACCCGCUCGAACUGUCAAAACAUAAUACUCGAUAAAGUGGGAUAGUCACGUCGUCGAUAUUCCCCUUGAAUUAGAAAGAGACUACCGACCAAAUAGGCUCAUUUAUCUCUGUCGCAAUCGUCACCUAUUUUAAGAUGGCAGGGCGCAAUCUAGUGUAUUAUAUAUCUAUGGUAUAAACUGUCACGACUGUUACAAUUAUCACGAUAUAUUACUUUUGUUUCAAAUUACAUAUUUUUAUUCGUACCAUGUAUUGGUUACCUAUUUAGUUAGAGUACAUGUAAUUGUCAACCAAUUAUACAUAUAUAAGUAUAAGUCGCUCUAAUAUGGAAAUACCCUUCAACGAAUACAUAAUUUUCGAAGUUCUUUGUAUAAUAAUCACGGACGUACGUUUUUUCUCUCACAUCGAGCUUAAUGCGUUAGACCGAAUUCGACAAACGAUGACGCACUGAAAGAAGUUUUGGGGACAUCUGUAAAAGUGUUUGCUCCUGCCAUAGUUUAUGAUGUUUCGAUCCCCUUGAAUCUCAUCAGAUAGUGGUUGGAUGAAGACAGAAAAGCAUGCAUGUACGCAUGCGCCAUCAACUGUGGAAUUCAGAAAAAGGAAAUAAUUGUGUAUCUCUAAAUCUAACUUUCUAUCUAUAAAUAUGUUUUUCUGUGUAUUAGGUAUUUUAGGCUUUUUACAUGCUAUGUUAAUAAAAAAUUGAUGACGUUGGAUGGCGUAGAAGACGACCUGAAAACUAUAAAUGUAAGACAAUUGAGGAGAACGGCACAUGAGAAGUCUGAAUGGAAGGACAUAGGCGCAAAAGUCCUUCCAGGUUAUGAUGCCAAAAGAAGAAGGCUUUUUAUAUAAACUAUCAACAUUUCUAAUAGUGAAAAAUCAUCCACAAGUACAUACUUGCUAUGCCUAUUAAACAACAAAUGGAUGAUGCACUGGUCACCGAGAAAUUGCUCAGAAACGCUUACGUAAGGGGGUAAAAAUAGAUGACUCUACAGAUUCUAUAGAAAUCCCGACUGCAAAUAGGAUAUAAAUUAGAUAGUUUAAAACAAAAGUGUCAAAGGAUGCAAAGAAAAUGUAUAGUUGGGAGUAAAUUGCAACCAAACCAAUUUUGAGUUGCAGUAAACCUAAAAAACAGAUAUUUAGUAAACUUUUUCAAAGCAGCAGAAAAUAUAGAGCUUUGAAAAUAAACUACUAAAAAUAUAUCAUCCUAUUCAAUUCAGAAUUUUUUAUGGUAUUUUCAUUCUAGUAGGCAUUUUUUAAAGUAGUUUUGAAAUAAAGGAAGCAGGUAUAACUGUCUUAAUAAUUUUUUAUGUGAAAAUCUGUACAUUUUGUGAAAACUACUUUUCUACAUAGUUACCACUAUUAAGACAUUUAUAAUACAGUCAUCUUUUGAAUCCAAUUCUCAUAGAGGUCUGCCUUUAAAUAAACACUCAUUACGGUCCUCGAGGCUGCAACCAGUUAGAUACUACUUCUCAAAUGUAGAAACAAGGUAGUUCUUGGGAGCUAAAUCGGGACUGUAGGGUGGCUAAAUUAUUCCAAACCAAAUAAUCAGAUAUCAAUUUGAAGUGACUUAAUCUGAUUUAGUUAAGGGGAUCUGCUCCCUUUUGCUCUUUCGUCAAUGUUUGUAUUAAAUCUUUAUUUAUGAGUGAAGGUGGUUAAUUGAACAUAGGACAAAAAAUCCCCACAAAAAAUCACCACAAAGAAUUCCGGUCAAAUAAUCCCACAUAUUUUUUUUGGCAAAAUAUCCCCACAAAAAAUUCCAAAGAAAUAUUUGCUGCCGAAUAGUUAUCAAAAGUUUUUCAAUUACAAUGCCAGAACCACGCAUUGUGAGGAAAGUUACACUUUUUUCGAUUAUUUUGACCUUUUUUUGGCGCUUUUGGAAACAAAUUUAUGGGAAUUACUAUUCGAUAUCCGGUUUUAAAAAACAUAAUUGAGGAUCUGUGUGCUAGGGUGGUUCGAAAAAAACUUUUUUUUUGAAGAUAUUCUUCUUUAGCGGCGAAUCGAUUGAGGGUAAAAUUGUACAUGAACCACGCGCCUGCGCACACUGACAGUAUGUAGUUCUGACAGUAUGUAGUUCAUUGCUAAUCUUUUAAGAUAGGUAUGUAUGUAUCUGAAACCGUGCAAAUAAGUCAUUAAAAGAAUAUAUUAGUGGUUUUAGGAAAUGUAUUAUUUAUUAUAAUUCUUGUGUUUUUGGAUUUGUGUUUCCCUGUAGUAAAAUAAUAAAAUAUGUAGGCAUAACAUUUUUACAGUUUGUCGGUGUGUUGUGUAAUUAUAUUCGAAACUUACGUGUCAAUUGAAGUGGCUCGAUGGCGUAGUUGGCAGAGCGGUGGGACAGAGAACGGAAGCACACGGAAGGUCGCGGGUUCUAAUCCUGGACGAUUCAUACUUUUUUUUAUUUUUCGUUAUUUUAAUAAAAAAAUUUUGAAAGUGGUAGAUAAGAAAGUUAGUUUAAUUUUUAAAUAAAAUGCAAAUAACCUGUUACGUAUAUUUACUUCGUUUAAAUUACCUAUAUAAUAGAAGAAUAUCUUCUUACGUGCGUACAAAGUACACACACAUUCUUUUUUAUUUCAGAUCGCUAUAGUGCGCAAAAGUUGCCAUUGGUAUAGACUUGAAAAAAGCGCUAGUUAUUAUUUUUUUAUUAAUUUGUCUUCCGGUCGCGCAAUGCCAUCGAAGUUAGCAAAAAUUGUGAAAAACCUUAAUUUUUCAUAUAUUUUUUUAACAGGCCAGAUGGCUUUAAUUGCGUUCCUAUACCAUGAAUUAACUACUAAAAGUAUGUAAAAUCAAUAUAAAUGGACUUAUUAUACAUUUGUUUCAUAUCUUCCGGUCGCGCAACAUAAUACAAAAUGAGUAAAAUUAGUAGUUUUGCAAAAUUUCAAAGUUUGACUGUUUGGUACCAUUUAAUCAUACGACUUUUAGAGAUGGUAUAGUUUAAUUUAAUUACAAUAAUAUAUUUAAAAUCCAAGCAUAUAAGAUAAAUUUUGAUAUUCAAGUAAAAUUCGGUCGCGCAGCUUCGUCAAAAACAGCAGACUACCGAGAGAAGAGGCGAAAGUGACGAAUGCCAGUGAAGCGCGCGCUGCCACAAAUAAAGAUACAUGUGGGAAUACCUCUACAAUGGAGUAUUUGUCUUCUCCAUUACAACGAACUGCCAUUCCACCACCUUUUCCAACACUUAGAUGAAAAUACGACAGGCCCAAUAGGAUAUUCCGGACCAAUUGGAAAGGCCCUACCUGAUUGUGAAAGACUACCACUUAUUGAUCUUAAUCCUAUUGAUUGUGAGAUUCCAAAAGUUGACAAGCGUAUUCUUAGCAAGCACCAAUAAUUAUUGUAUUUGCUUGAGAUAUCGGAAGUCAUCAAGUCAGGACAUUGUUCAGAAGACUUUGUAGUGGGUACGUGAUCCUAUCCCAACGUCACAUUCAAGAUGGCUUACUACUGCAAACCGAGUUUUGCGUUUCUACAUCAGUGUGUCCAACCCUUCUGAAAAUCUGAGAGAGAUUGUCACAUUCAUUCUCAAAUGUUAUAAUAUGCCUAUGUGGUUUGCCACAAAAAUAAACGACAAAUUCACAGAUGGGCCUAGACAUGAUUACAAAAUCAUUGAAUAUUCAAGGUACUUACCAGAAGAGCUUCUUCAAGUUGUUGAUCCAGUUUUACAACGGAAUGCUAACUUUGCCCAUCCCGAAAAUUUACUUUUGGCUAUGGUAACUGAUGACAGAAACCAUAUCGGAGAGCUGGGCUUUAGGCGUAUCAUGAAGGAAAAACAAGCAAUAUCUGAAAGUGACUAUCAGAAUCUUUAAACCACCAAAUUUAAACUAAAUAGUAUUACGAAAUUAUCAAAUGGAACACCAGUACACUGACUCCCCUCUACUGCUAAGAACAUUGACUAAUGGAGAGAUUAAAUAGUAUGUGAGCAGAGCAAUGACUUCAAGCCUGUUAUGAGUAUAGAUACUUUGCCAUGCCAUACACAGGCAGUUGAAAGAUGCGUUAAGCUAGUGACCGUAGCUUCAAGUAAAGUGUGUGGACACAGUUCCAGAGACGGCUAACCACAUUAUUGCACCGCUCAGCGAUGCCAAUGAUUAAAAUCAACAACUGGUAGUCUUUCACAAUCAGGUAGGGCCUUUCCAAUCGGUCCGGAUAUCCUAUAGUGCCUGUUGUAUUUCCAUCUAAGUGUUGGAAAAGGUGGCGGAAUGGCAGUUCGUUGUAAUGGAGAAGACAAAUACUCCAUUGUAGAGGUCUUCCCACAUGUAUCUCUAUUUGUGGCUGCGCAAGCUUCGCUGGCAUUCGUCACUUUCGCCUCGCCUCUCGGUAGUCUGCUGUUUUUGACGAAGCUGCGCGACCUAAUUCCACUUGAAUAUCAAAAUGUAUCUUAGAUGCUUGGAUUUUAAAUAUAUUAUUGUAAUUGAAUUAAACUAUACCAUCUCUAAAAGUCGUAUGAUUAAAGUGUACUAAACAGUCAAACUUUGAAAUUUUGCAAAAACUACUAAUUUUACUCAUUUUGUAUUACGUUGCGCGACCGGAAGAUAUGAAACAAAUGUAUAAUAAGUGCAUUUAUAUUGAUUUUACAUACUUUUAGUAGUUAAUUCAUGGUAUAGAAACGCAAUUAAAACCUUCUGGUCUGUUUAGAAAAAAAAUUGAAAAACUAUGGAUAGCAUUGCGCGACCGGAAGACAAAUUAAUAAAAAAAUAAUAAUUAGUGCUUUUUUUAAGUCUAUACUAAUGGCAACUUUUGCGCACUAUAGCGAUCUAAAAUAAGAAAAAAAGUUUUUUUCGAACCACCCUACUGUGUGCGCUAUCCAUUAAAAAUCUUUGCACUAUUACGAAUGUUUAGCUUUGUUAUGAAAACGCAGACCACAGAUUUUUGACAUAGCUUUUGAAGCAGGUUUUUUAAACGUUGCUUGCAUUGAAUUGAAACUGAUGACUUAAUAUUUUUGACACAAAAUUUACAAAAAAGGAACAGGUAUUUUUGCAUUACAAUCAAAAUUAUCGUUUUCAGGACAAGCAGUUAUCAUGGCGAAUAGGCAAUGUUUGGAAAAGAGUUAUUCAAAGUAGAGUGAGAAAAAUAUUUAAGCGAAUGAUUACAAUGAUUCUCACAGCCUUAACUCAUUCCCCAAAUUUUUCACAGAUUUUUGAAAAAACUCGCACUCUUUUGUCAUGUAAAAUUUGAAGUUUUACUGGAGAAAACUAGUUGGAAUAGAAAAUUGGAAUUCGAAAUUUGGUAAUCAAAAUUACAAUACAUGCUUGAUCGAAACCGAAAAGCGGUUCCAUGGCGAUUGCUAUACUACUCCCAUGCACUGAGGCUGAGAAACAUUUGCGUCGAUUUCGUUCACGGGAAAGCUUUUGAGAACUUUUAUUUUAUUCGGCAGCAAAUAUUUCUUAGGAAUUUUUUUGGGGAUAUUUUGUCCAAUUUUUUUUUUUUUUUUUAGCUAAUGCCUCGACAACUAAUGGCCAUUUGCAUGGUGAUGGUACUGUAUGGAUUUUUCCAGUUAGGUACCUAGUGUAAUGUGUAGUGUGUGUGCUGAGUAAGUGUCUUGUUACUUUGUAAAGUCGACGUUAUUGUCUUUGCAAAGAGAGGCUAAUUGUAUCCGAACGUCUGCGGUCCCUCCGGUGAGCAGGUAUCGAUCCCACAAGGAUAGAAACUAUUUUCAUUUAUUAAUUUAUCAUCAUCAUCAUCAUCAUGGUGCUACAGCCCUUAGAGGGCCUCGACCUUCUCAAGCGUUCUACGCCAUUCUGUUCUGUCCCUUGCCUGCACUUUCCAGUUGCCGACUCCGAUCUUCUCGGCAUCUUGUGUUACCCCGUCCAUCCAUCUCAACUUUGGUCUACCCCGUCUUCUCAUUCCCACGGGUUGAGCUGUUAGAAUCCUUUUUAUCAUGUUCGAUUCAGGGGCUCGGGCUACAUGUCCUGCCCACUGCAGGCGAUUUCGCUUAAUUAUAGUGAUAAUAUCUUUUCCACCAAACGUUUGCUUGUAGAUAUGCUGCAGUUCAAAGUUAUAUCUACGUCUCCAUAUUCCGUUCUCACAAACCGCUCCGAAUAUCUUGCGUAGUACCUUUCUUUCAAAAAUUGAUAGAGCGGAUUCAUCUGUUUUAGUUAGCAUUUAUACUAAACGAAAAAUUAUCUACCCUGGUGAGAUUCGAACUCACAACCAUUCCGACCUUUCGAUCCAAAGGUAGGCGCUCUUACCACUGAGGCACAGAAGGGGUCAAAAAAAAAUUGGUUGGGAUUAUUUGACCAGAAUUUUUUGUCCGGCGAUUAUUUGUCUGGGGAUUUUCUGUCCAGGAAUAAUUUGUGGGGAUUUUUUUGUCCGGGAUUAUUUGUCCGUACACCGGUUAAUUGGAUGUAAAUAUGAUCUAAUGUUUCCGUAGUGGUGUUUUGCGUUUUCCUGGUAAAUCUAUGGACGCGCCGCGCCACAUUUUGAUCGAGGCCGGAUUUUUAAAAACAUGUCUCAAAUUCCAAGUACUAUAGAUUUUACGUUCUGUUAUCGUAUCUUGCGUAAGAUAUCUUUUUUUACUUUAUUGUAUUCUCUAAAAACUGGACACCGUAGUUAUUUUAAGUAAAAAUGUCUCAAAUUUAAAAAAUUUAGAUGUAUCAAAAUUUUACAUAUUUGAUUUUAUACGCUUUGAAUAUUUUUGAGUUUCCAAAACUCAACAGCCACUUGGAUGUGAAUUUUUUACUUAGUUGAAUUUACCUCAAACGAGAAUGUAAAAUAUUUAUAAAUAUGUGUAAAAUAAAUAGCUUUAUUACAA